GAGGCCGUGGGAUUCCUGCCGAGAGGUCCCCGUCAUCAAAGAUGAACGGACGCCAUGGAAAAUGCUCAAACUACUGAAGAUCAUCUCUCUCUGUGUGGUAGCUGUGUCUGUGUUUGGGUUUGCCCUGUGUAGCAAGGCGUCUUUUCUCCUCCUCAUCACUUUGUCCAACGAGGGCACAAAGACACUCCCGGCGGAGCAGAAGCCUGUCGCCCUGCUGUGCAUCGGCUGCGCUAUCAUCGCUUCCAGUCUGUUUCUCUUUGUGAAGAGCCUCUGGAAGGCGUGUCACAAAUCCUCAAAGAUGCCGGACAAAAGAACUGUAGCUGUGAAAACGAACCGCUUCCUGCUGCCUUCUAUCACCGCCUUCCUCUUCAUUUUGCUCGGUUACGUCCUGUUCCUCAUCCUGUACCUCACAAAGGAUCCUACUGAUACCAAGACGACCAUUUGGGUGGGUCUGGCUGUUGGUGGGUCCUUCUUGGUGUCCUUCAACUGGUGGGAGAGCUACUUCAGACAGAUCAGCGAGAAUAGCAGCUCCGUCUUCCUCAAACUGCUGUGCAGAGACGUGAAAACGUGCCAGAACAUGCUGCACAUCCUCUCCAGCCUGCUCAGGAUCGCGGUGACCGCCGGUGUGCUCGGAGCCUACGUCCCUCUGGCCAAAAUGGACUGGGACAUCGUGACCUCCAUCCCGAGCCGUGAGACAAAAAUGAUCGCCAUCAUCAUCGGGGUCCAGCUGAUCUCCUCCGCACUCUGCCACUGGUUUUCUCUGGUGGCCUGCAAGAUGCACGCCCUGCGACGAUGCUUCAUCCUGCCUUUGUACCUGGCCUCUCUGGCCGUCAUGGUUCUCUUCAUUGUCCCUGUUAUCGUUUACUAUGAAGAUCUGUAUCGCAUCCAGAGGACUCAGGACCUGUUCAUUAGGAGGCCGUAUGAGGGAGGAUUUUUAGAGCAGUCACUACUUCUGAACGCUCGAUUUGACAUCCAGACGACUGAAAAGCGAAUGAAACUGGACAGGUACAGACCGAAGAAGGAAGGAGAAACUAGCGAUGUUAUCUUCGAAGGCCAUAUCUACUUCGACGACGCCUUUAGAGAUGUUCCCGGUAGUAAGGGGCGCCACGUCAACGAAUAUGCCGAGAUGCUUCUGGAUAUUCUCAGAGAAGUUUACAGUAUCUUCUUAAACAUCGAUGGAGACGUCUUCAAAAAGCAGCAGCAGGUCCCUGAUCUGAAAAUCGUCACGACGCCGUACGGAGGGCGUCUGGUGGUCACCAUGCCACACGGAAACAGUUUAAUGGUUCACUACAAGGACAAGACACUCAUCCGCCACAAGAAGAGAUGGUCCCAGGUCAUGUACUUGUACUAUCUCCUGGGCUGGAAAGUAGCAACCAAGUAUUUCAAAAAGUGGGAGAAAGGAGAGGUGGAGGUUCAGCUGAAACACGAUUUUGAGGUAAGACGAAAAAAACACAUAGAGAAGCACAACACCUACAUCCUGGCUUUAGAUGGGGACACAGACUUCCAGCCGGCCGCUGUGAUGCUGCUCAUCGAUCGUCUGAAACUGUAUCCGCUCGUCGGGGCAGCGUGUGGCCGGAUUCACCCAACCGGAUCAGGUCCUACCGCUUUCUAUAACUUAAAUAAUCAACUUAUCGGGCACUGGCUUCACAAGACAGCAGAGCAUGUGUUCGGCUGCGUGCUGUGCAGCCCCGGUCGUUUCAGUCUGUUCAGAGCAGCGGCACUGAUGGACGACAACGUGAUGAAGAGAUACACCAUAAAGGCCUCGAAGGCGCGACACCACAUCCAGUACGACCAAGGAGAGGACCGCUGGUUGUGUACUCUGCUGUUGAAGCAGGGUUGGAGAGUGGAGUACAACGCGGCCUCUGAUGCCUACACCAACGCCCCGGAGGACUUUAAAGAGUUUUACAACCAGCGUCGCCGAUGGGGACCGUCCACCAUGGCCAACGUAGUGGACUUGGUGGACUCUGCCACCCUGAUCUCCCAGAGGAACCCGUCCAUUUCCAAAGUCUACAUGCUCUACCAGCUCUUCAACUUGGCUGCGUCCAUACUGGCACCUUCCACCGUCAUCCUUAUGAUAGCAGGUAGUUUGACUGUGAUGUUCAAUAUCGACCCGGGCGUUGCUCUGGUCCUGGCUGUGAUACCUCCUGCUAUCUUCCUCGGCAUCAGCUUCAAGAUCAAGUCAGACACUCAGAUCUUUAUUUCCGCGAUCUUGAGCAUCCUGUACGCCUUCGUCAUGAUGAUGUCAGUGAUUGCCAUAAUAGGCAACAUGGUGAAGGACCAAACCAUCCUGAAUCCAAGCAGCCUCUUCAUCAUCGCCCUUGCCUGCUUUUACGUCAUCACUGCAAUCCUGCAUCCUCAGGAGAUUUGCCUGGUGUGCUAUGGCUUCCUUUACAUCAUCUGCAUCCCCAGUGCCUACCUGCUGUUGUCGAUUUACUCCAUGGUCAACAUGAACAACGUGUCCUGGGGCAGCAGGACACGCCUGCUGCCGGAGCUGCACAAUCGAAAGCCGCAGCCCCACAAACCAAAGCCCAGAAAGCCAAAAGCACCAUCACACAGUUGUUCUCGGGGGGCAAAUGCUGUAGAAAACUCUGUCCGACUGGAGAAGAGCUCAGCCAGGACUUCCAGACCGUGGAGACAGCAGAGCCUGACCCUCAAACCCAAAACAGUAUUGUGGAGGAUGCGAGGCAGCCUGAGGAGGAGCAGAGCUUGGAUCACACAACUGCAGAGUUUGUCUGAUGACAUGCGUCUGAGGGAGGACACACUCGACGAGGAUGAGGGGCAGUUCUUCAGAGAUCUUACGACCAAAUACCUGGAGCCUCUUCCAGAGAACAAACAGAAACAGAAAGAAAUGACCGAUGAACUCAGGGAGUUGAGAAACAAGAUGUGCUUCAUCUACUUCAUUUGCAACGCCUUCUGGCUCGUAGUGACCUUCACUCUCCAGAUCUUAGAUUCGUCCAUCUUCAUCAGGUUCCCAAAAAUUCACGGAGACUACAUCUACAUCGACCCUGUGGGCUUCAUGUUCAUCCUGUCGUUCGCCUUGCUGGUUUUAAUCCAGUUCAUAGGCAUGCUGGGCCACAGAAUAUACACCCUGAUCCAUUAUGUGGCCUUCAUGGAUACGGAGCCCAUGUCUGACCAUCAGAAACAGCAACAGCCACUUAAACAGAUCACAGACAAAGACAGCGACGACCUCGAGGACUUCAUGUUUCCAAGUGUCCUCAGCAGAAAUCCCGACGGUGGAACUCUGGUGUGA
This is a messenger RNA of Anarrhichthys ocellatus (wolf-eel), 3250 nucleotides long. RefSeq names its product chitin synthase chs-1-like. Gene Ontology annotation, cellular component: cell periphery; cell septum. NCBI's taxonomy places the organism in Eukaryota, Metazoa, Chordata, Actinopteri, Perciformes, Anarhichadidae. Gene Ontology annotation, molecular function: chitin synthase activity. The record is from RefSeq and is a predicted model, not a curated record. Gene Ontology annotation, biological process: chitin biosynthetic process.